This is a messenger RNA of Ochlerotatus camptorhynchus, 13790 nucleotides long. It is a transcript of the gene Ten-m, whose product is annotated as teneurin transmembrane protein Ten-m. NCBI's taxonomy places the organism in Eukaryota, Metazoa, Arthropoda, Insecta, Diptera, Culicidae. The coding region runs from base 1720 to 9630 and encodes 2636 amino acids. The record is from RefSeq and is a predicted model, not a curated record. Gene Ontology annotation, biological process: motor neuron axon guidance. The transcript has 14 exons.
UAGUUUGCAUCGUACACUUCCCGAGUGUGGAAGGCAAAAGUCUCGACUGCUCCGUAAUCGUGUGUGAGGCUCGUGUGUGUUUUAUGUCGUUUCUUGUUUUGUGCCGCCCAAUGAAAGAACUAGCAGCAGCAGCAUAGAAAUCAUGAGCACAAAACAGCAGCAUUAAGUCUCUGUUUUUUUCCUCGGCAAUCCGCGGUUCGCGUUCGCGUACGUUUUGAUUCUGAUUCGGUUUGUUGCGCUACCAUCCUUGUGUUCCUAGUGCUUUUCCGCGUAGAGUUUCCCAGCCUGCACUGGUGUUCAUUCAUAAAGUGUACGGAGGAGGGCGAAGAAAAGAACAUACCAGCGCACUCAGGCGGAGGCUCCUAGGAGCCAGAAAAGUGUGAGUUUGUGUGUUAUAAUGAAAAACACAGUGUGCCAGGAGCAAAACAGCCCGAAAAUCAAUGAAAAUUGUGCCUCCUUGGCGUGAAGAAAAGCGAAGGAAGGCAGAAAGUUCGUGAGCAGAGUGAGUGCUGAGGAGCAGUGCCAAACCGAACGAACGAGAUGAAUCCAAGUGGGCCUAGGCAAUGAUUAUUUAAUGUCAACUGAGGUGUACUCUCUGCUUCGGUGAAUUCCGAGUGUGAUCGAUACGCGAUAAGUGAUUAGUGCUCCCUCAGGCGGCUACUGACGACGGUGAGGAGAACGGAGAUGCAAAGGAUCUCCCGGGCGUGUGAUGGGGCUGUGUAGAUAAGGGCGAAAACCGAAGAAAAUGAUAGCGCGCCCCCAUCGUGAAGAAGCAGGGAAAAACUUGUGAGAUUUGUGAAAAUUGGCAAAACCCUAAAAAGGCGAAGAACGAAGAAGAGUAAGAGCGUACGUGUUAUCAGCACCCGCACCGAGUGUUCUGAACUGUGAGGUAAAUUCCGAAAAAAAAAAUAAAACAGCACGGAAAAAGUACAAAAGUAGGAGAAACUUUAAGAGUAGCAGUAGCAGCAGGAGCAACCGGGCUGGAGGAAUGAAUUGUGUCUGUAUGUGCGCGCCUCAUCUUAGCGAGGAUUAAUGUGCAAGCCUAAUCAGAAAUAGUCGCUGCCGUCGCCAAUCAACCCACCAUCGCCAUAGUCACAGACGGACGCAGUAGCCAGGGGUGGCGAAAAAAAUUGUGAUUAUCAUCCACGGUGGAUCUACGCGCCGACUACGAUGCGCUCUCACACGCACUCGCGCGCUAUCAGUGACAAAUAUGAAAAUAAUAUGUAAAUUUAUGAAAAUUUGAUAAGUUUUUUUCUUCCGCUGUUUGGUGUUUACGUUCAAAUUGGUUCGAGUGUGCGAUUUUUUUUUUCUCGGCGUUCCGUUCAUUUGUAACAUAAUCGGGAUUUUUAUCGCGUGCAAUCCGGGCCUGUGCGGGGAAAAAAAUGUCAUGAUUUAUCUCGGUCGCGCGCGGCGAGGUGUUUCUGUCGAGCUAUUAAAUUUAACAACAAUUUACACGAAUGAAAGUCAAGUGCAUUACGGCGGAAAAAUUGCUUCGUCUGCCAAGGGAAGAAAUUUGAUCAAGUGAAUGUCAAGGGAGAUCGAGAAAGAGAGAGAGAGUGAGAGAAGGAGAGAAGUACUUCGAAGUGAUGCAGUAAAUUAAAGAACGACGAAAGGAGGAGCAAAGAAGAGAAAGAGUGAUAGAGGGAAGGAGGAGUGGAGCACUAUUAUCAGAGGAUAAAAACAGCCCUAAAUGUGUGUGGUGGUAUUGCAGCGGCCAAGAUGAACACGUACGAUUACGAUUAUACUGCAACCAUGGAGUGCCGAGAUAAUGGAAUACUUCGUGGAGCCGUGAAAAAUAACACAAGAGGCUGCCUCCUGGACGGAGUUCCGCCUUCAGCUCCACCAGAUGUACCACCGCGUAAUCCAACAAUGAAUCGGAUGAAUGGUCGCGUCACCGGUAACCCUACGGAGCUAGGCGUCGACUUUGAGCCGUCGUGUCUGGUGCGAACGCCAUCGGGCAACGUGUACAUUCCGAGCGGAAAUCUAGCAAUUAAUAACAAAGGAUCACCGAUAGACUACAAAACGGGCUCGGCCUGUUCAUCCCCGACGAAGGACACGCUCAAGAGCUACGACCGCAACUGCAUGGGUCCGGUACUGCCACCCCGGAGCGCCAUGUGUGGUCCCCCGUCGCACCACUACUCCGCGCCGAUGAACUUUCGCAAAGGCUUCACCUUCACCAAAUGUACAUGGAAGUGUACGGCUAUACUAGUUGUAUUAUUAUGUGUUAUACUUGUUAUAACAUUAUUAUUAACAGCAUCUAACGUAUUAAGUAUAUCAUAUCCAACCACCAAUCCCUGUACAGUUCUAGUCGAUGAAAAGGCAGAAAUCUCUGCAGCCAAAAGUACGAUAGCGGACGUGAACCGGGCAGCGGGUCCUGUUAGCACCGGAACGGUUCCCGGACGGCCCAAACCGUCCGGCAGCGGAAGUAGUAGCGGGGGCAGUGCGGCUGAUUCGCCCUCGCAUAGUUCCGCUACCGCAUCCGCAUCUGCGUCAGCGGUGUCAACCGCGUCGGCCAACAGCAAUAGCAAUAGCAAUAGCAAUGCAAACAGCAACAACAAUAACGGAGGUGCACGAACAUUCCCAGCACGAAGUUUCCCACCCGAUGGCACCACCUUCUCGCAGAUCACCCUCGGCCAGCGGCUGUCGAAGGAAAUUCCCCCGUACAGCUACUGGAACAUGCAGUUCUACCAAUCGGAACCGGCGUACGUCAAGUUCGACUACGGGAUCCCGCGGGGCGCCUCGAUCGGCGUCUAUGCCCGGCGGAAUGCCCUGCCAACCCACACGCAGUACCAUUUUAAGGAGGUACUCAGCGGAUUCAACGCCCGGCAGACGAGGGCCACACAUCCUUCGAUGCGCCGCGAAGUGACCCGCUACAUGGAACCCGGUCACUGGUUCCUGUCGAUCUACAACGACGAUGGAGACGCCCAAGAGAUUACGUUCUAUGCGCUCGUUGCCGAGGACAUGACCCAAAACUGCCCGAACGGUUGCUCUGGAAAUGGCCAAUGCCUGCUGGGACACUGUCAAUGUAAUCCAGGCUACGGAGGAGAUGACUGUAGCGAAAGCGUCUGUCCGGUGCUUUGUUCGCAACGUGGCGAAUACAUCAACGGCGAGUGUCAGUGCAAUCCCGGCUGGAAGGGCAAGGAGUGCUCACUGCGGCAUGACGAGUGCGAGGUUCCGGACUGCAAUGGCCAUGGGCACUGCGUCAGCGGAAAGUGCUCGUGCGUGAGAGGAUACAAGGGAAAAUACUGCGAAGAAGUGGACUGUCCCCAUCCAACCUGUUCGGGCCAUGGAUUCUGUGCCGAGGGUACGUGCAUCUGCAAGAAGGGCUGGAAGGGACCGGACUGUGCCACCAUGGAUCAGGAUGCGUUGCAAUGCCUACCGGACUGUUCCGGCCACGGGUCGUUCGAUCUGGACAGCCAGACGUGCACCUGCGAGCCGAAGUGGAGUGGAGAGGACUGUUCGCAGGAACUAUGCGAUCUGAACUGUGGCCAACAUGGGCGUUGCGUGGGCGACAGCUGCAGUUGCGAUCCCAGCUGGGGAGGAGAGUUUUGCAACAGUAAACUGUGCGAUCCGAGGUGCAACGAGCAUGGGCAGUGUAAGAACGGAACGUGCCUGUGUGUUACCGGAUGGAAUGGAAAGCACUGCACCUUGGAGGGUUGUCCAAAUGGGUGCUCUCAACAUGGCCAGUGUCACGUAAGUGGGGAACUGAUGUGGGAAUGCCGUUGCUAUGAAGGAUGGGACGGUCCGGACUGUUCGAUGCCGUUGGAACAGAAUUGCGGCGAUAACAAGGACAACGACAGAGAUGGCCUUGUGGACUGCGAGGACCCCGAGUGCUGCGGAAGCCACUCGUGCCUGACCAGUCAGCUGUGCGUAUCGGCACCAAAACCGAUCGACGUUCUCCUCCGGAAGCAACCGCCAGCCAUUACGGCGUCCUUCUUCGAACGGAUGAAGUUCCUCAUCGACGAGGGCAGCCUGCAGAACUACGCCAAGCUGGAAACCUUCAACGAAAGCGUUUUUUGGAAUCAUUUUAACGCAAGCCGGUCGGCCGUCAUCCGAGGUCGGGUAGUGACGUCGCUGCAGAUGGGACUGGUCGGAGUGCGCGUCAGCACGUCUACACCCCUGGAGGGCUUCACACUGACCCGCGACGACGGAUGGUUCGAUUUGAUGGUCAACGGAGGCGGCGCCAUUACGUUACAAUUUGGAAGAUCACCAUUCCGGCCGCAGACCCGAAUCGUACAGGUUCCUUGGAAUGAGGUAGUCAUAAUCGACACCGUCAUCAUGUCAACUAUGGAUGAUAAGGAGAAAACUGGACCACCGCAUACCUGUUUCUCGCACGACUACGACUCGAUGAAGCCCGUGGUGCUGGCGACGUGGAAACACGGCUUCCAGGGAGCUUGUCCUGAUCGUAGCGCGAUCCUGGCGGAAUCUCAAGUCGUUCAAGAAUCCCUGGCAAUUCCUGGAACGGGACUAAACUUGGUAUACCACAGCAGCAGAGCUGCCGGCUACUUGUCAACAAUCAAACUACAAUUGACUCCGGAUACGAUUCCACCAACACUGAAGCUGAUACACCUUCGAAUCACCAUCGAAGGUAUCCUGUUCGAACGAGUCUUCGAAGCCGACCCAGGAAUCAAGUUCACCUAUCCGUGGAACAGGCUCAACAUCUAUCGUCAGCGAGUUUACGGCAUUACCACGGCGGUCGUCAAAGUUGGCUACCAAUACACCGAUUGUAAGGACAUCAUUUGGGAUGUUCAAACCACCAAGCUGAGCGGUCACGAUAUGAGUAUUUCCGAAGUGGGUGGAUGGAACCUGGAUAUUCACCAUCGGUACAACUUCCACGAAGGUAUCUUGCAGAAGGGUGAUGGUUCCAACAUUUACCUGAAGCACAAGCCUCGGGUGAUCCUGACUACCAUGGGCGACGGACAUCAACGGCCGCUGGAAUGUACCGACUGCAACGGAAUUGCCUCAAAGCAGAAAUUGCUGGCACCGGUAGCCCUAGCAGCAGCUCCAGACGGUAGUCUGUACGUUGGUGACUUCAACUACAUCCGUAGAAUCAUGAUCGACGGUACCGUGAAGACUGUAGUGAAACUCAACGCCACUCGAGUUUCCUAUCGCUAUCACAUGGCACUGAGCCCACUUGAUGGUUCACUGUACAUCUCUGAUCCCGAAUCCCAUCAGAUCAUCAAGGUUAAGAACAAGGACGAUUCGCAUGAUCCAGAGCACAAUUGGGAGCCGGUCGUUGGCAGCGGAGAACGAUGUCUACCUGGUGAUGAAGCUCACUGCGGAGAUGGAGGUCUAGCCCGAGAUGCCAAACUGGCUUACCCGAAGGGGGUUUCCAUUUCCUCGAACAAUGUCCUGUACUUUGCCGACGGCACCAACAUCCGUAUGGUAGAUCGGGACGGAGUCAUCAAGACCUUAAUCGGUAAUCACAUGCACAAAUCACACUGGAAACCAGUUCCCUGCGAGGGAACGCUCAAGAUUGAAGAAAUGCACCUUCGCUGGCCCACCGAGCUCACUAUAAACCCGCUGGACGACACACUGCACAUCAUCGACGAUCACAUGAUCCUCCGGAUGACCCCCGAUGGUCGCGUACGAGUUAUCGCCGGUCGGCCCCUGCACUGUGCUUCGGCUUCCCCGACAACCUUCGAUUCGGAUCUCGCCGCUCACGCCACCCUAGUUAUGCCACAAAGCAUCGCUUUUGCUCCAUCCGGCGAUCUCUACGUUGCGGAAAGCGACUCGCAAAGAAUCAACCGUAUUCGAGUGAUCGGCACCGAUGGAAAAGUAGCCGCCUACGCUGGAGCCGAAUCCAAGUGCAACUGCCUCGAGCGAGGUUGUGAUUGCUACGAAGCCGACCACUACCUAGCUAUCAGUGCCAAAUUCAACACUAUCUCGGCCAUCACCGUCACACCCGAUGGCCACGUGCAUAUCGCCGAUCAGGCCAACUACCGCAUCCGAUCGGUUAUCUCAAGUCUUCCAGAAGCGGGCACCUCCAAGGAGUACGAAAUCUAUGCCCCCAACGCGCAGGAGAUCUAUGUGUUCAACCGCUUCGGCCAACAUAUCGCCACCAAGAAUAUCAUGACUGGGGAAACGACGUACAGUUUCCUAUACAACGUCAACACGUCCAAUGGUAAACUAAGCACCGUUACGGACGCCGCCGGAAAUAAGGUGUUCCUGUUGCGAGACUACACCUCCCAGGUAAACUCAAUCGAGAAUACCAAGGGUCAAAAGUGCCGGCUACGGAUGACGCGUAUGAAGAUGCUGCACGAACUGAACACUCCGGACAACUACAAUGUCACAUUCGAUUAUCACGGACCAACGGGCCUUCUGAAGACGAAGCUCGACUCAACGGGACGCUCGUACGUGUAUAACUACGACGAAUUCGGUAGGUUGACCUCAGCUGUCACUCCGACCGGAAAGGUCAUCGACCUCUCGUUUGAUCUAAGCGUCAAGGGAGCUACCGUUAAGAUAACGGAAAACUCGCAGCGAGAAGUUUCCAUGCUGAUUCAGGGAUCAUCGGUUGUGUCGCGAGUUGGCGAAGCUGCCACCAAGACUACGGUUCAGGUUGACGGAGGUACCACCAGUGUUUCACCAUGGGGCAAUACGGUUUCAGUUGAAUCGGUGCCGUACAUUCUGCUAGCGGAAAUCGAUCCUUUACUGGGUGAAAGUUACCCAGUGCCGUCGAAGCAGCGAACCGAGAUCAAUGGAGACCUGUCGAACCGCUUCGAGUGGAGAUACUUUAUCAGGCAUGUUCCGGUUAGGGGUAAGAAUUCUCGUUCACUGACUCAGGUCGGAAGGAAGCUGCGCGUGAACGGAGAGAAUCUCCUAACGUUCGAAUUCGAGAAGGACAGCUCGUCGAUCACCGUUUCGGUAGACGAUAAGACUGAACUGUUGAAUGUAACCUAUGACAAGUCUUCCCGACCGAUUUCCUAUCGUCCGCAGUCAGGUGAGUACGCUGAUGUAGAUUUGGAGUACGAUCGCUUUGGACGGUUGAUCUCGUGGAAGUGGGGUAACCUCAAGGAGGAAUACACCUUCGAUCGAGCGGGUCGUUUGAACGAGAUCAAAUACGGAGACGAAAGCUCGAUUGUGUACGCAUUCAAGGACACGAUCAGUAGUCUACCGUUGAAGGUGACAACGCCACGUCGAUCAGAUUACCUACUGCAGUAUGAUGAUGCGGGGGCAUUGCAAUCGCUGACGACCCCUAGGGGACAUAUCCAUGCCUUCUCGCUGCAGACUUCGCUAGGGUUCUUCAAGUAUCAGUACUUCUCCCCGAUCAAUCGCCAUCCGUUUGAGAUUCUGUACAACGACGAUGGGCAGAUCUUGGCCAAGAUUCACCCGCAUCAAUCCGGAAAGGUGGCGUUCGUGUAUGACAGUGCUGGACGACUGGAGACGAUUCUGGCCGGGUUGUCCUCCACACAAUACACCUAUCAGGAGAGUACGAGCCUGGUGAAGAUGGUUGAAGUUUUGGAGCCAGGAUUUGAGCUGAGAAGAGAAUUCAAGUACCAUGCCGGAGUGAUGAAGGACGAGAAGUUGAAGUUCGGUUCGAAGAGUGCUCUGGCUUCGGCACACUUCAAGUACCAGUACGAUGGCAAUGCACGGAUGAGUGGAAUCGAGAUGGAUAUCGAUGGAAAGGAUUUGCCGAUUUUGCGGUACAAGUAUGGCCAGAGUUUGGGAACGCUGGAUGCGAUAAGUGAUCUUAGGAUUACGAGGAAUGCGUUCAAUCGGACGGUGGUGCAGGACACUUCGAAGCAGUUCUUCACGAUUACGGACUUUGACGAGCAUGGUCGUGUGAAGAGUGUGUUGAUCAACAUCAAGUCGUUCGAUGUGUAUCGUUUGGAGUUGGAUUAUGAUCUGAGGAAUAGAAUCAAGACGCACAAGGUGAUGGUGGGUCGUGUGACUUCGCUGGAUAAGGUGAACUACAAUGCGGAUGGCCACGUGAGUGAGGUUGUGGGAACGAACAGCUGGAAGUAUCUGUACGACGAGAAUGGUAAUAUAAUUGGGAUAUUGGAGCACGGUGACAAAACAAAUCUGGGAUAUGACACCGGUGAUCGAGUGGUGCAGGUCGGAGACGUGGAGUUCAACAGCUACGAUGCCCGAGGCUAUGUGGUAAGGCGAGGUGAGCAAAAGUAUCGAUACAACAACCGAGGUCAAUUGAUCCACGCUCUGGAACGCGACCGCUUCCAAACCUGGUACUUCUACGACGACAUGGGCCGACUGGUGGCCAGUCAUGAUGAGAAGGGCAACGUAACGCAGUACUUCUAUGCCAACAUCAACUCGCCGGAACUGAUUACGCACAUUCACUACCCGAAGGUGUCCAGGACGUUCCGGUUCCUGUACGACGAUCGGGAUAUGUUGGUAGCGGUGGAGACGGGCGAACAGCGGUACUACGUGGCAACCGAUCAGAAUGGAUCGCCAAUCGCGUUCUUCGACAUCAAUGGUAACAUUAUGAAGGAGGUUCGCCGAACUCCGUUCGGUAAGAUUGUGAAGGAUUCGAACCCGGACUUUUUCGUACCGAUCGACUUCCAUGGUGGAUUGCUCGAUCCGAAUACUCGACUGGUGUACAUGGAGAAACGAUUGUACGAUACAGCGGUGGGACAGUGGAUGACUCCUUCGUGGGAACAGCUGGCUACGGAGAUGCAAUUGCCGACGGAUGUGUUCAUCUAUCGAUUCCAUAAUAACGAUCCAAUCAACCGGAAAGAGCCGAUGAACUACAUGAACGAUCUGAAGUCCUGGUUGAAGCUGUUCGGAUACGACGUGACCAAGAUGCAGGGAUCGAAGUACACUAAGGAUAUGAUCUACAAACCGAAUGCUAUGAUCAAGUCACCACAGUUGGCGCCGGACUUUGGCGUGAUGUCUGGAUUGCAGUGUAUUGUUGAGAAGGUGGACGAGAAGUUCUCCGACUUUGGAUUUGUGCCGAAACCGUUGCUAAAGAUGGAACUGAAGACGAGGAACUUGCUGCCAAGGGUGGCCUACCGACGAGGAGUGUUCGGUGAGGGUGUACUGAUCUCUCGGAUCGACGGACGGGCGUUAGUCAGCGUCGUUGAUGGCUCAAACAGUGUAGUUCAGGACGUUGUGUCGUCGGUGUUCAACAGUUCGUACUUCCUAGAUCUACACUUCAGCAUCCACGAUCAGGAUGUGUUCUACUUUGUCAAGGACAAUAUCAUGAAGCUACGUGAUGACACGGAAGAGCUUCGCAGACUGGGUGGAAUGUUCAACAUCUCGACACACGAGAUCAACGAUCAUGCGGGAACGAACGGCAAAGAGCUGAGGUUACAUGGACCGGACGCGGUCGUGAUCAUCAAGUACGGUGUCGAUCCCGAACAGGAGCGACACCGAAUUCUGAAGCAUGCUCAUAAGCGAGCAGUCGAGAGAGCUUGGGAACUGGAGAAGCAGCUGGUGGCUGCGGGCUUCCAAGGGCGGGGCGACUGGACGGAAGAGGAGAAAGAAGAACUGAUAUCGCAUGGUGAUGUCGAUGGAUGGGUCGGUGUCGACAUUCACAGCAUACACAAAUAUCCUCAGCUGGCGGACGAUCCGGGCAAUGUGGCCUUCCAGCGGGACUCGAAGCGGAAACGACGGAAGAGCGGAGGAUCGCACAAAACGCUAGCGUUGCGGCAACACAGGCACGAAAGCUCGUGAAAUAGUACUGGCGCUUUCGCCGCCACGUUAGCAACCCCCUCGUUAGUGUAAUAUCUCUAUCCGAUCUGUGAAGCUUUCCAAAAAAAAAAACAAAAAUGAAACGUUGCGAAAACAAGAUUUAAGCAAAUUUCAAAGAGCGCUCUCUCUUUUAAGGAAAAUCUUUCUCCGAGAACUGAUUUGAAGAAAGAGACGUAAAUAUUAGAAAUAUUGUGAUACAUAGAUUUAUUUUGGAUUAUUUUCGUAGGAUUAAACAAAAUGAAGAUAACGAUUACGGAAAAGAUGAUAAGAUUGUGCAAAGAAAAAAAAAAUACUGUGGCAGUGACAAGUUUUCUACACUUGAGUAAGCUCUUUCUCAUUCAAAGAGAAUCAAAUGACGAAAACAUAUAGCAGAAUGAUAAUAUCAGCAAAAGAUACACAACACAUACACACACAGAAACAAAAUCACAGGAAGCGAAACACACCACUGAGAAGAGAAAACCCAAAUUGAAAAAAAGAACACAUAUUUUUAUAGAGAUCCCUGGCAGCAAAAAAAAAACAAUAAGAAAUGCUACAAAUUAUAAAACGUAAAAAUAUGGUUUCCGCCAUGUUGUGAAUGUCGUCAUUUUUUCUACGAAACACCGACCCAUCAUCAUCAUCAGCAGCAGCAGCAUCACAACCAACCGAAUCAGAGGAUCCGAUCGGAUAAACAAUAAUCAAUAGCUGUUAGAGACAAAUGAAAAAUGUAAAAGUCCCCUUGAAGAAAAAAAAAGUCAUCAAAAUAUUAAAUGAUAUAAAACAAACGAAUCAAAUCAAAACAGUAACACACUCAUUGACACUCACAUACACACGUAUCCACUCAGCAAAGAUGAACGAAACACACAAACACAUACAUAGUCAUUACACUCUAAAAAAAAUUGAUCAGAGUAGGCCAGAAGAGAGAAAAAACAAUAUUAUCAUUUUAUAUAUUUUGCAAAGAAUGAGAGAGAAAGAGAGAAAUAGAAGAAGAAGGGGUAAGGAAGCAUACAAUGGAGAAAAAACUUAUAAAUAGUGGAGAAUGUAGUUAAUUAGAUGAAAAUUAAAUGUGAAAUUGUGAAUGUCUUUAGCGUGUAAGAAGCAAAUAAUUUUUAAGAUUUAAGAAGCAAAACAACAUGAACACACACACAUAGUAGAAUAUGAAAAUUAAAAAAAAAAUACACAGACUCAAACAGAACAGAAGUAAGAAAAAAACAAAUUGGUGUUGUGCGAACAGUGCCAUUGGAACUAGUCGAUGCUGUGUCACCGUCGUCGAAGACGGCAACAACGACGCAUAUAAAACUGAAAAAUUAACUGACAUUUGAAAAAGACUCACAACAACAACAACAAAACCGGAGACAACUCAAAAAUGGUCGUGGAGAUAUUUUUACAAAAACAAAAGAAUCUUAAUGAAAUAACACAAAAGCAAAAUAAAGUAAAACGGACUGACUGAGAAAUCUCGAAUGAGAAAAUGAAAAACUCAAAUGCGGAUUAGAAAAUUAAUCAACGGAGCAGAAGUUACAAGUGGUGCCAUAUAAAACCGGAGACGGAGGAAAAGCGCAUAGAAGCGAUGUGAAGAAAAAAGGGAACGAUAAGACACUUAAUUAAUAGGGUGACAAAGGAAAGAAACAAAAAAAUCGUUGUACAGUAAUUUAGAAACUUAGUGAUAAAAUGACAAAGUGAGACAAAAACAGAAAGCAGAACCGAACAUUGAGUAGUGAAAUCUUCUCCUUCUGCAAAUUUUACUGAUUUUAUCUGGUCGCCAAACGCGUGGUUGCGCUGGCAACACUGUUGCCAUCGCAUUCCGUUGCUAGGCAACGACCGUCUCCCUCUACAUAAAUAUAAACAACACCCAAACAGUGCGCGUGUAGUAGUGAAUCAUGGCGUCGCACGUGUUUGUGCGAUUUUAAUUUGUGCAGAGAAACGCUGUUUUAAUUUCGAUUCAGAAUCGAGCUUAACGUGAGAAAUGAAAUGUGUAAAAAUAAAACAAAUGUUAAUUUAACUACUCUUGAUACACCACAAACGAAACGAAAUCAUACAUACACAGACACAAAUCCGUCUUGCUUCCUGAUUUUAAACUGAUAAGUAGAGAAAAACAAAAAAAAGAAAACAAUCUCUAGCAAAUGUCGAUAUAGUAAAAAAAAAAACAACUCGAAUGGUUGACAGCAAAACAGACAGUAAAAAAACAAAAGAAGAACAACGGUAAAUUCUCUCUUUUCUUGGCUUCUACAGGGUAUUUGUAAUAAAUUCAUAUAGAAAACAGAAUAACAACUUACAAACCACGAUACAAGUGAAAUAGGACAUCUGUAUUCAGAGAACAAUUCCAGAAAUCUGCAAAAGAAAAUAAACUAGUUGAAUGAAAUAGAUAAUGGCAAACAAUACCAAGCAACAUAAUACAAGUAGAAAAAACAGACACGACGGAAAGCUGUCGGAAAAGACGGCAGUGAAAUGGGAAAUUUUCUUCUUUUGACGCAGCAACCACUCAAACACCAACACACAUGUAUACUCGUUUCCUCAGAAUACUAUCACCAAUACUCGCUCAUAACAACAUUAGACUAUUGUUUUUUAGCAUUUUCCUCGAUCGUUUUAACUGAAGACAACCGUAAACCAAAGGACGCUUAUGAAUGGAUUUUCCUCAAAACUCAGUUUUACAUGCUUUCCAUUAAACAAUAUAGAGACACACGCUCUCGCACACAAUAGUAGUUUAUCGGAGAUUUUUUGUAAUCGAUCUAUUUUACGAUUCUUAGUAAAAGUUAAUAUGACUGCAUGCCCCCUCCAUUUUUCCCCUGUGUAUAAAUAUCACCACCUCUUCCUGUGGUGCUGGACUUACGUUGACAAAGCUCGGUACUUCUCGGAUCCUUUAGCGCGAGAUACAUUUACAUGAACGUAGAAACGUAGAGGAUUACUACUACAGAAAAUAGAAGGGAAAAACUAAAAGGAACGUUGAACUGAAAAGCAAUAAAAAAGAAUAAGCUUUGUUUCUACGACUCUGUUGCAACUGCUCUCGAUGCGAGAGUGGAAAAGACUUCUUUCUGUGACUCGAUGUGUUAGUUUCCGGAAAAACGUCCAAAAUUGUGCAAUCCGAAAAUUGUUUCGAAUCAACCACGCCUUUGCUGAUUGAUAAGUCCCACGUUUGUAAAAUUAUGUAUAUAAUUUGUAUAACAAAAAAAAGUGUAUUUAUUGUUUUCUGACUAUCCCACUUCCACGAAAUCCUAGUUUUAACUAAACGAAAGGCAUUUCUCAAAAAUGAACCACUGUUCAUUUUUCAGUUAACUAAAAAAUGUGUACAUAUAGAUUCAAGCAACCCGGUCACUUUUCUCUCGCUCAGCUGAGUUGUGCCAGAGGUUGAUGAAACGAUGGGAAAUUACUUAGUUGUAGAACCUCUAUAUUCGUGAAACUUGUCGUUAUCAAACAACCCAAACCGACACACACACAUACCCCCACAUCAAUUGCUAUAAUAUAGCGAUACACUGUCGGUAAUACCACAAUUGGGACUUUUUGUAGGACCGUUCCCCAUAAGUCUCUUUUUGUAUACUUUUCCCAAAAACCCGCCACGAACUAGGACUGUAAAAUCAAACGUUUUUAACAAACACAUUGGCGAUAACCAAAUGAAAAAAAAAAGCCAUUUGAGAAAAAUCAAAGAUGCAUAACGAGAAAUGUGAAAACAACACAAAUGUUAUCAUUAUUAUUAUCACUGUGGUCAUGUGGAAACUGGCAGCAGUAGUGAGAAAACAAUUGACAAACGAGAGAAACAAACAUGACAUGAAAAAGAAAAAGAAAACGAAAGCUAGUGAGUGAAUCUCCUUUUUUUGUAAUAUAUUAAUGCUAGGGACAAACAAAAACGUAUAUAAAAAAAAAAGAAGAAAACACAACAACAAAUAAAACAGUAAAUUAACAACAACAACAACAACAAGAAAAAGUUGUAUGAAGUAUAGAAAAACCUUAAAACAAGAAAAAAAAAAUUAGUGGUAAAUAAAUUGAAGCAAAUUGACGAAGAGCGACAAACAUAAGAAGCGAAGAAAAAAGAAACACUGUAAAAAUUAUGGGUAGUGCGGAGGAAGAAUGAAAAACCGAAAAGCAACAAUAUUAUUAUUACGAUUAUUAUUAAUUAUUAUUAUUCAUGAAAAACUAAUGAUGAAAGAUAAAUAAAAAAAUAUUUAAAAAAUAAA